Molecule: messenger RNA, 1037 nt
Organism: Monopterus albus (swamp eel)
Lineage: Eukaryota; Metazoa; Chordata; Actinopteri; Synbranchiformes; Synbranchidae
Product: cytochrome c-b
Exons: 3
Coding region: 188-505 (105 amino acids)
Molecular function (GO): heme binding; electron transfer activity
Source: RefSeq, a predicted model, not a curated record
GAAAAGAGGAGCUUUUGCACUGCGCAGUUUGACGCUGCAGUUUGACCAUGACGUAAUGCGUCAGCUGACUUUCAGCGGGAAGAGGUCCAGCGAACGGAAGCGCGCUUGACGGUCACUGGCGAUUGACUACCGUUCGGAAGACAAAGCAGUCAAUAAGUCGGUUGAAUACACAUCAAGAAGAGAAACCAUGUCUGGAGACAUCAACAAAGGUAAGAAGACAUUUGUGCAGAAGUGUGCCCAGUGCCAUACUGUGGAGGAGGGUGGAAAACAUAAGGUUGGGCCUAACCUUUGGGGUCUGUUCGGACGCAAAACAGGCCAGGCACAGGGCUACUCAUAUACUGAUGCCAACAAAAGCAAGGGUGUUAUCUGGGAUGAGGAGACCCUGAUGACCUAUUUGGAGAACCCCAAGAAAUAUAUUCCAGGAACAAAAAUGAUCUUCGCUGGCAUCAAAAAGAAGAAUGAACGGGCUGACCUUAUAGCAUAUCUUAAGUCUGCAACUUCAUAAGAAGCCCUUCAUCUGGGCAUCUUUGCCAGUUUUUGUCUUGAUAAGCUGUUCGGCGCCUUCACCUUUUUUCCAAAUUAGGCAGGAUAUCAAGCAGUCUGAGUGGUGUUAGCAUCUUUGUCACCUCUGUUUCUUGAUCCUCCGCUGUGGUGGAGUAAAUUAUAUCCCCUAAAUUGGUUACUUUACUAACAUAAAGCAUUAAACAAUAUGAUGUGUAUUAGGAAUGUACUGUAGGAAUUGAAAGCUGUGUAUUGUGUCUUAUGUUGACUGCCAUCAGUACUUUUUCUUUGUUUACACUCAAGUUAUCUUAAUCCAUGAAUGAAUGCUUUCUCUGCUUCUGAUCCAUUGAUACCUCAAGUCUUUUAUGUCAUUUUUAAUUUGUAAGUUGACAAUAACUGACACUAAACAUUAUGUUUGAAAUUUGCUUUACUUGAUAUGUUCCCAGAGAUGUGCAUAUGGUCAGUAUCAGAUUUCUUGUAGUAUAAUGACUUGAUAUGCUAUAGGGUGUGGCUGGUCUUGUCAGUUUAUUUAACAG